Molecule: messenger RNA, 1079 nt
Organism: Eleginops maclovinus (Patagonian blennie)
Lineage: Eukaryota; Metazoa; Chordata; Actinopteri; Perciformes; Eleginopidae
Product: transcription factor HES-5-like
Exons: 2
Coding region: 36-521 (161 amino acids)
Biological process (GO): regulation of transcription by RNA polymerase II; anterior/posterior pattern specification; regulation of neurogenesis
Cellular component (GO): nucleus
Molecular function (GO): RNA polymerase II cis-regulatory region sequence-specific DNA binding; protein dimerization activity; DNA-binding transcription factor activity, RNA polymerase II-specific
Source: RefSeq, a predicted model, not a curated record
CUCUACAGAGACCUCUACAGCACUGAGAUCCAGACAUGGCACCUACAAUCACUGCAGCAAUGACCAACUCUCAGGAGCCUCACACUCUGACCCACAAGCUCAGAAAGCCUCUGGUGGAGAAGGUACGCCGAGAGCGAAUCAACAGCAGCAUUGAGCAGCUCAAGUCUCUCCUGGGUGCAGAGUUCCUCAAACAGCAGCCAGACUCCAAGCUGGAGAAAGCAGACAUCCUGGAGAUGACAGUUUGUGUCCUGAGACGACUGCAGCAGCAGAAUCAAGCUGUGGACUCAGCAGCUGUCAACCAGGGCUACUCCAGGUGUGUCCAAGAGGUGACACACUUCCUGUCCAAAGAGCAGGUGAAGACACAGUCCCAGAAAAGACUGCUGAACCACGUCAACAAGAUGCAGUUUUCCUCUGAUAAGAACCUGAGAGAGGCUGACUUCUCUCUGCUGAGCUCCACAGUCCAGACCAGCGUCACCCAAGAGAAGAGUCCAGUCAACAGCGGCCCCUGGAGGCCGUGGUAGAACCCUACAUACUGGAGUUACCACCAGACAAACUGAGAUGACCAUAUUGGUCAAAAUGUAUUAACAUACAUAUUAUUCUGGAGUGUAAAAGGAUGCUUUGAAAAGUUUCAUUUUUCUUUACCUGUCGGAAAAUAGGCUGUAUUGUGUAACACAACUUUGUAUUCUAUGAAUACCAUAAAUUCCCUUUUAUUUUACAAAGGUGAUAAAAUAUUUUGUGAGAAUUAUCACACUGACCUUUAUGUCCUCUAUGUCUUUUGUAUCAACAUUGAUCCCAUGACAGGAUUUUGCAAAUCUCUGCUACUUUCUGGUAGUGCCCUUUUUUGAUGUGCUUGAUAUACUCUUUACUUUUUAAAAGAUUAUUGACUAAUGUUGGGUCUUGAGCUUUUCUGUUCUGCCAUGAUCAGUCUCUGUUUUGACAACAGUAAAAUCUGAAGGUUAUUUUCUCUCUUUGUAAGAGAGUUGAUCUGCUCUGUUUAGCUUGUACUAAACUAUUCCCUCUGUUUCUACUGAGGCUGUUAACUCUACUCUAUUUGAGUACAUUGUCUUAAAUUACAAGUG